Ochotona curzoniae (black-lipped pika) is the source of this 927-nucleotide messenger RNA. RefSeq names its product olfactory receptor 4K3-like. Gene Ontology annotation, biological process: G protein-coupled receptor signaling pathway. Gene Ontology annotation, molecular function: olfactory receptor activity; G protein-coupled receptor activity. Bases 4 to 927 code for a protein of 307 amino acids. Gene Ontology annotation, cellular component: membrane. Lineage: Eukaryota; Metazoa; Chordata; Mammalia; Lagomorpha; Ochotonidae. The transcript has a single exon. The record is from RefSeq and is a predicted model, not a curated record.
CAAAUGGAUCAUGGAAAUCAGUCCACGGUGUCAGAAUUUGUACUUCUGGGGCUCUUCCAUUCCUUGAAUAUUCAGGUUUUACUCUUCGUGAUAUUUUCCACACUUUACAUCAUUAUUGUAUCUGGAAAUAUUGUCAUUGUGAUCUUAAUCAUCACUGACCCUCAUCUCCACUAUCCCAUGUACUUCCUGCUGGCCAAUCUGUCCUUCGUCGACAUGUGGCUUUCUUCUAACACCACUCCUAAGAUGAUCACAGGCCUCCUGCAGAAGAACAAGACCAUUUCCUUUGGAGGCUGCAUGUGCCAGAUCUUCUUUGCCCAGUGCAUUGCUGCACUUGAGAUGGUGCUUCUUGUAGUAAUGGCCUACGAUCGCUAUGUGGCCAUCUGUAAACCACUCCAUUACACUACCAUUAUGAGCCUGCAAAGGUGCACUGGGUUGGUGGGGACUGCCUGGACCAUUGGCUUUGUGCAUGCCCUCAGUCAAAUUGUGUUUAUUGUACAGUUACCCUUCUGUGGCCCCAAGGAAAUAGAUAGCUUUUUCUGUGACAGGCCACUGGUAAUCAAGCUUGCCUGCAUGGAUACCCGUAGUUUAAACAUUUUCAUGAAUGUUAACUGUGGGUUUGUGGCCAUUACUUCCUUUGUCCUUUUGUUGAUAUCCUAUACAUAUAUUCUUCUCACCGUCUGCAAAAGCUCUAAGACUGGAGCAUCCAAGGCCCUCUCUACCUGCACUGCCCACAUCACUGUGGUGGUGCUCUUCUUUGGGCCCUGCAUCUUCCUUUACGUAUGGCCACUCAGCAUCACCUGGAUUGACAAAUUUCUUGCUGUGUUUUACUCUGUGUUCACACCUCUCCUAAAUCCGAUCAUUUAUACUCUGAGAAAUAAAGAGAUGAGAAAUGCUAUGAAGAGAUUCCGAAGCUACAUGUGUUCCUAG